AUGACCGCCGAAUCAUCUAAUCUCGACCACACCCUCCCUUCCCGUCCGACGCCGUCGAAAAGUGCUGCUGUAGCCAACAAUGAAGAGUCCAAAUUGACCGCUCUCGAGAAGGCCGAGCUUGCCCUCGCAGACAAAUACAGUUCGCCAGACGUUUACAUCGACAGAGAAAAAGAUACCUGCUGGCAUCCGUGGCUUAAUAAUCUCGAGCUGAAGCCUUUGCGUUUCGAGUCCCGCACAGGUACAUUCGUCGUCGUCUUACGCAGCUUGGAAGAUACAUGGUUGGGCAAGCACCGACAUCGAGGCUCUGUCACUGCCGUUACCUUGAAGGGAGAAUGGAACUACAAAGAGUAUGAUUGGGUAGCCAAACCAGGAGACUACGUUGUGGAAAACCCGGGAACAAUUCAUACACUCCACAUGUCCAAGGGAGCGGAGGUGGUUUUCACAAUCACCGGUAGUUUGGAAUAUUUCCAUGAUGAUGAUACCCUGAAGAACACGAUGGAUAUCUUCAGUUACGCUCAUCUGUACUAUGAGCAUUGUAAAAAGCAGGGAAUCAAGCCGAAUGAUGGGCUUUGGUACUAG
Aspergillus oryzae RIB40 is the source of this 579-nucleotide messenger RNA. RefSeq names its product 2,4'-dihydroxyacetophenone dioxygenase family protein. The record is from RefSeq and is a predicted model, not a curated record. NCBI's taxonomy places the organism in Eukaryota, Fungi, Ascomycota, Eurotiomycetes, Eurotiales, Aspergillaceae. The transcript has 2 exons. Bases 1 to 579 code for a protein of 192 amino acids.